Messenger RNA from Gopherus flavomarginatus (Mexican gopher tortoise), 6718 nucleotides. It is a transcript of the gene MPZL1, whose product is annotated as myelin protein zero like 1. The transcript is spliced from 8 exons. Bases 16 to 1215 code for a protein of 399 amino acids. The record is from RefSeq and is a predicted model, not a curated record. NCBI's taxonomy places the organism in Eukaryota, Metazoa, Chordata, Testudines, Testudinidae. Gene Ontology annotation, cellular component: membrane; focal adhesion; cell surface.
CCAGGGGCUGGGAUAAUGGGGGCACGGGGCGGCGACGGCAGGAAAAUGGCAGCGGCAGCAGCGGGCGGCAGCGCGGGGUGGCGAGUGGCUCCGGCGCUGACGCUGGCCGCAGCCGCUCUGGGCUUCCUCAGAGUAUCAGCACUUGAUGUGAAGACACCAGAGGAGCUCUUUGUGGAGAAUGGGACGGAAGCAAGACUUCCAUGCACAUUUUCAUCGGGAGAGGUGAUCGGCAGCUUAGCGUCCAUCUCUUGGAGCUUCCAACCAGAGGGAGCAACAACCCCUAUAUCAUUCUUCUAUUACUCUCAAGGGAAUGCGUUCCCUGGGAAGGAGGCACCAUUUAAGAACAGAAUCAGUUGGACUGGAGACCUUAACAAGAAAGAUGCCUCUGUCAGCAUAGCAAAUGUGCAGUUCCGGGACAACGGCACUUACUUCUGCGAUGUCAAGAACCCACCUGACAUAGUUGUCAAGCCAGGAGAAAUCCGACUUAGAGUCGUGCAGAGAGUCAGAGUAUCAGCACUUGAUGUGAAGACACCAGAGGAGCUCUUUGUGGAGAAUGGGACGGAAGCAAGACUUCCAUGCACGUUUUCAUCCCGAGAGGUGAUCAGCAGCUUAACGUCCAUCUCUUGGAGCUUCCAACCAGAGGGAGCAACAACCUCUAUAUCAUUCUUCUAUUACUCUCAAGGGAAUGCGUUCCCUGGGAAGGAGGCACCAUUUAAGAACAGAAUCAGUUGGGCUGGAGACCUUAACAAGAAAGAUGCAUCUGUCACCAUAGCAAAUGUGCAGUUCCGGGACAACGGCACUUACUUCUGCGAUGUCAAGAACCCACCUGACAUAGUUGUCAAGCCAGGAGAAAUCCGACUUAGAGUCGUGCAGAGAGACAAUCUGCCUGCAUUCCCCACUGGCAUGGUGGUAGCGAUAGCCAUUGGUGUGACUCUAGUUGUCUUGCUGCUCAUUGCGGUUAUCGUGUGUGUUGUCAGAAAGAAGAACUCUAAAAAGCAUUACUCUGGCUGCAGUACCUCUGAGAGCUUGAUGUCGCCGGUUAAGCAGGCUCCACGGAAGUCACCCUCCGACACAGAGGGUUUGGUAAACCACGUGCCCACCAGAUUGCACCAGGGCCCAGUAAUUUAUGCACAAUUAGAUCACUCCGGUGGGCGACACAGUGACAAGAUUAACAAGUCGGAAUCUGUGGUUUAUGCUGACAUUCGGAAGAAUUGAGGAGAUCCCAUCAUAUCCAAAGCAAAACAAAAAUUCAAACUGGAAUGGCUUGAAUCAAAUGUGACCCAGAGAACUCACAUGUGGCCUUUGAUGCCUAGGCUAGGACCAAUGCAUGUGAAUACAGAGAGAUAUAUGUGUGUUGUGUGUAAAUAGUCUAUUUAAUCGUACAGAAGUGAGACCAGUGUUGCAUGUUGAGAUGCAGUAAGAAUUGUGCUUAUAAAUGGCCAAUAUUCUUUUUUUGUAUCUAGGAUAAGGGGAGAAAAAGUGAAAAUACAUAACAUGGCAAUUUUAAAGUAUUUUUUGUCUCAGUCGUUAAUGGAGAAACUGGAAGGUGCUAGGGGAUUUUAGAUUUACCUGAUCAUUUUUCAACAGGGUUUUCCUUUUUUGAAGGGAUGGAUAUAAGGGGAAGGUAGUUUCUAUAGGAUAUUUCCUCUUCUCCAUCUAUACAAAUUGACUGCCACCUCAUCUUACUUAUACAAUUAGACCUCUUUGCUCAGAAAACCCCUCCCCAUCUGCAUGGGAGAAGGAAGAGCUAAGUUAUAAAGGAUCUGGUAAAUUUUAGCCAUUUGAAAUGUCUACCCUUUACCCCUUUAAAUGUAUGAGAACUUUAAAUUUAUGUAAUGGUGACAUUGCUCAUAGAUUAAUAGAUUUUUGUGGCCAAAAGGGACCAUUAUUAGCUCAUGUAGUCUGACCUCCUGUAUAUCACAGGCCAUAGAAUUUCAUAUAGUUACUCUUGUAUUGAGCCCAUGUAUUGUUAGAGCUUAAAGCCAGUCCCUUAGAACACAGGGACUGUGGCCCAGUGGGGUUUGUGCAGUGAAAAUAAAACCCAACUUUUCCUAAGUGAGCGAAGGGGGCAUCUAGGAAGCUUCAUAUCUGGGUAACUUGCUUCAGUUAGAUCCUGAUGUGCCCCUCCCUGGGACAACCUUCUUCCAGUGAAACCUGCUGAGUUGUUUGUCCACUUGUAGCAGGAAGCAGGGGCUCUUCUGGAGAGAGAUGACAUUGCACUUUGUGGAAAAGGAAAAGUGAUAAAACUUUACUUGCAAUAAUCUGCCUAUACUGUCUUUCCCUGAAGCUAGUUUAGAGUAAAGGGGAGAAGCGUGAUGAAUGGGACCAUCACAAGCCUGCUGCUAUGAGGACAGGGCCAUCCUUGGUUCCACUGUCACUGACUCUUACUAAAGUCCCAUCUCCUGUGAUCUGCUAGAACAGGAAAAAUUGAAUAAUGCAGAAAGCAUGCAGCCCCACCUGUAUCACUGACAUUAUGGCUAGCUCGCUCUUGUGGGAAUCUCCCAUGUGACCUGUUUAGUCUAGUUGAAGGCAUGUGAGCUAGAGAGAUUCAUUUCAAGGUUUUAGAUCCUCUUUGUUCUUCCCUUUAUAUCUUUAUGAACACUUGCUUAUAUUUCCAAAGGUUCAUUGAGUCCUUCUGGAAGGAAACAAACUGCCUCUUGUAUGUAGUGAACUGCAGGCAUGGUCUGAGAUCUUGUCUGAGCCUGACUAGGGACGUCUUUUGCAUUUAUGGGAAUGUAACCAACAUUCCAUGGCUCAAGUAGAUGGCUCCUAUGAUGUAGCAGUCUUAAAGCUGUAGCCAGCAAGACUUGAUGCUAUAUGGGACUGAAACUAUUUUGAACUUACUUUCCCUUGAUUUGUCUUAACUUUGAAGCUUGUUUAUCAGGAACAGUAACCUGUGUUAAUGGAAGUGGAUUGAUUCUGAUUGAGUGAGCUGUCUUCAGGUUUUACUCAGUUCAGAGGAGUUCAUCAUUGCCUUGUGGCUACUGAGAUCAGACCAGAGACCUGAUCAGUUUUAAACCUGUACUUUUAGCCAAUGGAGCAUGCAGAGUUUCCUCUUGAUUCCCUGCCACUAACCCAGGUCUUUGUCAGUUAAAAGGAAAUACAAAAUUUAAAGGACUUUUAAAAUUCCUCCAGGUUGGCUGCCCUUGUCCAUCUCUGGCCCUGCUGAGGUUUGUGCUGUGUAGGACUACUUCUGAUGAAUGCCUAGUGCUAAGUAGGAGAAGGCAGGCUUGUAGCACAGCUCAGGGAUAAGCAGAAUCCCUUGUCAGGGUAAAACAGGUGUAAAAACUGAAAUGGGGAUGAGGCUAGCAGUUGAUACUGUGUGACUAGGCUUGGAAGGAUUAGAUUUUUAUUGGUAAAUGUCCAUAAACGUUGAUUUCACUGUACACACACAAACUGACGCAUAAAUAUUUCCAUCAAUAAUUGAAAUUUAGAGGUAGGCAAAGUAAGAAAAAUGCUGCUUGAGAACUUAUUGGUUUGAUUUAAGGCUAUAUACUUUGUAUAUUUUGACAUAGGAUGUUGACAGUUUGUGUGCUAAUGGUUAUAAUGCUUUAAUUUUUUUAAAAUCUCAACAUCUGUCAUUAAACUUUCACAGUUGUGGGAAAUUGAGGGAUGAAACAAUUUAAACUGAAAAAAUGCUUAAAACCCAUAAUUGUGGGCAACUUUGAAAAUUUAAAUUGAUAAAAAUUGAAAAAGAUGCUUAAAGCGUUGAUCUUGUCCAUCAAAAUUAUAAAGGAAUUUACUUUGACAUAGCUACAUCUCUCAGGGGUGUGAAAAAUCCUCACACCCCGAGAGAUGUAGCUAUGCUGACUCAACCCUUGGUGUAGACAGAAUUCUUCUAUUGACUUAGCUGCCACUUCUUGGGGAGGUGGAUUACAUAUGCUGAUGGGAGAACCGAGUGUUUACACUGAAGCGCUACAGCAGUGCAGAUGCAGCUGUGCCACUGUAAUGAUUAAAGUGUAGACAUACCCUGAAUGAAGCUAUAGUGAAAUCCCAGACUAUGGUCUGAUCGUAUUAGCAGAGGGGCUCUCAAACUUGGGAUCCGGACUCCUCAGGGGAUCACAAGGUUAUUACAUGGGGGGUCGUGAGCUGUCAGUCUCCAUCCCAGACCCCGCUUUGCCUCCAGCAUUUAUAGUGGUGUUAAAUAUAUGUGUUUUUAAUUUAUACGGGGGGGUCACACUUAGAGGCUUGCUGUGUAAAAGGGGUCACCAGUACAAAAGUUUGAGAACCACUGUAUUUGCCCAUUUUGGAAGCUGUGAAAUUGAAUUAAUUGGCUGCAUUCUUCUCCUCCCCACCACCCCUUUCUGUACUGCAGUCAAUUAUUCAGGGCUUGUCUACACUAUGGAGACUAUACCAGCAUAGCUACAACAGCAGAGCUAUGCCAGCAUGACCCUAUCGUGGAGGCACAGCCUAUGCCGAUAGAAGGGUUUUUCUGCUGGUGUACAAACACCACCUCCCUGAACAAUGAAAGCAUUAAUUUGUCAAUGUAGCUGUCUCUAUGGGGGGGUGGGAGGGGGGCGGGUUAGAUCAGUUUAGCUUUGUUGGUUGGGGUGUGUGUUUUUCGCAUCCCUGACUGACAUAGCUAUGUUGACCUAACUUUUAAGCCCUAGUCUGCACUUCAGAUUUAGAUUGACCUAACUGCAUUGAUCAGAGGUGUGAAAAAUUCAUCGCCCUGAAUGCUGUAGUUGAGCCAAACUAACUCCUGGUGUAGGUGCAGUUUGUCUUCUGUCAAUGUAGGAAGCAUCUGCACUAAGGCACUGGAGCUGUGCCGCUAUAGUACCCAUACUGGAGACAUGCUCCAAGUGUAGACUAAACCUAAGACAGCUGUAUUGUCCCAAGGGCUGUUACAAUGGAGGCAACUCUUGAAUAGCGAGCUGAGGUGAGCUCCGUGGGAACUGCAUUGUAUCCGGGAAGGCAAAUUCUUUAUAAAUCUUGUCUUUACUGCUCAGGGCGUAAUAUGUCAUAGCACAGAAACUAGAGUCAGUACCACAUAACAUUUUCUAGGAGUUUUCCUGACUAUAACUGACCUUGUACUCACUGCAGACAAAACAAGUACCCUUUGGGAUUGCUGCCUUGGCUCUGUCUGCUGCAGGAACUGGUACCUUUUUGAGAGCAAGACUUGGAUGGUAUCACUUCUGUUUUGUUUGUCUUCCCCUCAGAAAACAUGCUGCUGCUUCUUGCUAGAACUGAAAAGCUGGCAAAGCAGCAAAAUUCUGUUUCAACAAUUGAGGACUUUUAACCCUUAGUUGACUGCCAGCAAAUGAGCAUAUAGGUGCAGCCUCCAGAGGGCUGGUGUUGCUUCUUGCUAACUUGGGUGUCCAGCGAAUGAAUUGGCAGCUGUGUUCUUCACAUCUUAUCGCCAACACCCCUGUCCAUGCAUAGGUCAGUGUUUGACUGCAGUUCUCCAGGGCAGAUGACCCAGGGUUAAGGGGGUAGGACAAGGGUAUUUUAGGUGGAGCUUGGAGGAGCUGUUACGUUGAGAGCGUUCCCACAGUAGCAGUGGUCUCUGAUGCAUAAGGCCCAAUCUAUACCUGGAGUGCUCUGUGUUUUGUAGAGUUCUACUGACAUUUCAGUUUGAUGAGAGAAACUGGAAUUAGGUUUUUAAUUUCUUUUAAUAUUCCAGAGUUGUUUGGGUAACCAUCUGUCUUGUAACGUGUGUGUGUGAGAGAGAGAGAAACUUAAAGGCUUCGUUUCCCUAGAGAGUGGACUGUUGAGGUGGUAGGGUGAAGAACCAUAUGAUCUCUAAUAUAAUUGCCUCAGAACCUGUUCUAAACCUUGCUUGGUGUUUACAUUAUUCUUAUAUCUGUCUAGGACCUUUAAAACCAGGAUUUUUCUCUUAUGUAUAUGUGGGGCGGGGGUUCAAGGAGUAUGUUUCAGUCUUGAAAAUGAAUCUGUGGUCAAAGAUCUGGGGAAGUAUCUACAUUGCCAGGGUUGCAGUAAUUUUCCUAUCAUACCAGCAUCUGGGUCUUGGCACACUGUAUGAUAAAGGCCACCAGAAUGCAUCGAAUCAUAGAAAUGUUGGGCUGGAAGGGACCUCAAGAAGUCAUCAAAUCCAGCCCCCUGGACUGAGGCAGGAUUAAGUGAUGGAGAUCCCUAAAUCAUAAACCUCUUUGCUCAGACUUUAUUCCAUUGUGUGUGUUUGUUUUUUUUAAGGCUUCUCUCCUCCUCCCUCUUGAACAUAAGCAACCCCUUUUAUUUUUAAAGUAUUUCUGCACUUUCUAAAACUGGAAUUUAAGUUGAAUAAAGUUUCCUGCCUUCUGGGGGGAAUAUGCUGUGCAGUCUGUUUUUUCCCACAACUCCAAAGCAGCUGCAAAAUGUAAUAUUAGAGACACUUUGGGCAGGAAAACAGGAGCUUUUGGUUCUUGUUUCUGCAGACCUCUAACUUGGAAAGUAUCUUCCUAAACAGUGGAGGAAAGCCCCCUCCUCACUAAGAGGAUAGCGUACCAGUAUCCUGCCUGGUUUUGGGGGUGGAGGAAGCAGGACAAACACCUAUAAAAUGGGUGUAUAAUUAUUGUGGGAGAGAGCCAGGUGUAUACUGCGUGGCCUCACUAUAUAAAGUUAAGGCUGUGGAGAGCCGGGGAUAGCAACAGUGCUUUGUGCUUUGCUUGGACUGAUUCUUUUGAUUUGGAUACUAAAAUCAUACUGUUAGUUUUUCUUGACUGAUUUUAAUGUUUUCUAUUGUAAUCUUGUGACUAUUUUAAUACACUUUUUUCCAUUA